AUGUGCUACAGUGCUGGUGUCAGGGGAGCUGGGGGUGUAGGAGCAGAGAAUGAGGAGGCACUGGGGACUGUGGAGAUGUUGGAACCUGAGGAGGUGUCAGAGACUCAAAAGGCGUUGGAGCCUGAGGAGGCAUCAGAGUCUGAAGAGGCGUCACAGCCUGAGGAGGCAUUACUGUCUGAGGAGGGAUUGAAGCCUAAGGAGGUGGUUGAUAUAAUGAACAUGGAUACAGGUGAUAGUGGGAAUGUACCCCUGCAGUCAAGGCCAGAAACAGCAGAGGAAGAGAUAGAGCAAGAUGAUUGUUCAAAAAGUAUUGCUAGCAUAGCAACAGUGGAUGCUGGUAGUAACACUGCUAGCAGAUCAAACAGUGCAACUGUGAGCUAUGACCACAAUAGUGAGAGAAACAGCAGAGAAACUGGUGAUGGUUCACGGGAUAUUUCAACACCUUCUACAAGACAACAGACUCAACAACAGCGGAGGUCUUCAAGAUGUGGUGCUGCAGCUGUGCAUCCAACACCUAUUGGUCUUGCAGUCCGGGAAGCUUUUGUAUUUCGGACAACACCAGAUGUACCAGAUGGCUCUGAGGGUCAGCCUGCUGGGACAUACACAAUUGAUGAAAAUCCAUCCUAUCUGGAAGACUCAACAGCAGGACUUCCUGGUGGUCUUCACAAAGCACAAGAUGCAACAUCGCUUCCUGACACAGAAACACUAAUGUUUCGAGAUGGACGUCGCCGUAUUGACAUGGUUCUUGUAUAUGAGGAAGAAGAGCUAGGUGUCAUGACAGAAGCAGAGAUGUUACGAAGGGAGAGAAGACGUGUCUUCCAGGAGAACCUCCUUGCUGCUGGGUUGGAGCUAGAGCUGGAGGGGAAAGAGAUGGCUUUUGACCAGAAAACAUACUUUCUCAAAAUCCACAUUCCAUGGAAAGCCUUGACGAGAUAUGCAGAAGUAAUGAAUUUGAAAAUGCCUACUAAGAGAUUCAUAGCACUUUCCAGCAAUGCUUGGGUAAGUGACCGUAGAGAAAAGGAGGAAGAAUCAGAAACACCAGGAUUCCCCUUUAAGUUCAAGAAAAUGUUUGAAUACAACCAUAACCGUAUCGCAAAGGAACCUUCUUUUUAUGAAGCAUCCUACAGCAAGGACCAGGAAGAACAGUUUGUAGUGAAGGAAAGAGAACUCUUCUACACUUCAGCUCAGAGAAGCCUUGUUGUGUGGCAAGUAAUGAUGAGAACAAAGUAUGAUGAAAGUGAGAAGUGCGGCAUCCGCAGACUCCUCAACAAUAAAACAUAUUUGGCAGCAUUUCCUUUACAUGAAGGGAAAUAUGCUCAUGAUGCAUCCAGUGGAUAUAUUUUUGAUAGGAGGUUGCUGUAUCUUGAGUGGGCAUCUCUGUCAUGUUGGUAUAAGAAGCAACCCUUUUGGCUCAUCAAGAAAUAUUUUGGUGACAAAAUAGGCCUGUACUUUGCUUGGUUGGAUUUCUACACCAAAAUGCUUAUUCCUGCUGCUAUAGUAGGUCUGCUUUGUUUUCUUUAUGGUGCAGCAACACUAUACUCUAAUGAUAAUGUACCAAGCCUGGAGAUCUGUAAUAGGUCUGGACCUGGCAAUAUCACACUCUGUCCACAUUGUGACAAAGCAUGUCCUUUUACCAGACUGUAUCAGUCAUGUACAUUUGCAAAACUCACAUAUCUGUUUGACAAUCCAGCUACUGUCUUCUUUGCUAUUUUUAUGUCUUUCUGGGCUACCACCUUUCUUGAACUCUGGAAACGGCGACAAGCAGUAAUUGUGUGGGAAUGGGACUUGCAAAAUGCUGAAGAAGAUGAAGAACCAAGACCAGAAUUUGAGACAUCAGUUAAAACAUUCCGCAUCAAUCCAGUCACACAUGAAAAAGAGCCAUAUCUUCCCACAUGGAGCAAAGCUUGGAGGCUUCUGGCAACUACUUCAGUCGUGUUUCUCAUGGUUGUUGUUGUGAUGGGGACAGUUCUAGGAACAAUAAUCUACAGAAUUGCACUAAUAACAGUGUUUCAUAGCAGUGGAGGUUUCUUCAGUACACAUGCCAAGAUUUUCACAUCGGUCACAGCUGCUGUUAUCAACUUAACGAUCAUCAUGAUUCUGACACGGCUAUAUCAGAGAAUUGCAACACUUUUGACAAACCUAGAGAAUCCCAGGACUCAAACAGAAUAUGAAGACAGCUACACUUUCAAGAUAUUUGUCUUUCAGUUUGUGAAUUUCUACUCCUCAUUGAUCUACAUAGCUUUUUUCAAGGGGCGCUUUUAUAAAUACCCUGGUGACAAAGAAGCACGCCGUGAUGCAUUUCAAAGACUUACACUGGAUGUUUGUGACCCAGCAGGCUGCCUAUCUGAGCUCUGCAUCCAGCUGGCCAUCAUCAUGAUUGGCAAGCAGUGUUUCAACAACUUCCUUGAGAUCUUCUUACCGAAACUACGCAACUGGUGGCGUAAGAGGUACCACAUAUCAAAUACAAAAGAUUUAGAGCGCAGUUAUACCCGGUGGGAAGAAGAUUAUCACCUUGAGGAUUCGGGACGACUUGCUCUUUUUGAAGAAUACCUUGAAAUGGUAAUUCAGUAUGGUUUUGUAACUCUUUUUGUGGCUGCAUUUCCUUUGGCUCCUCUGUUUGCAUUGCUAAACAACAUUGGUGAGAUUCGAUUGGAUGCAUAUAAAAUGUUGACCCAAGCUCGACGUCCACUGGCAGAACGUGUAGAAGAUAUUGGAGCUUGGUAUGGGAUUCUUCAGGGGCUCACCUACACUGCUGUUGUUUCAAACGCAUUUGUCAUUGCAUAUACAAGCGACUUCAUUCCACGUAUGGUAUACAAAUUUGUCUAUUCACCAGACAACACAUUAACUGGUUACAUUGACUUCUCACUUUCUGAAUUCAAUACAUCUGACUUCCAGAAAGAUAUGAUACCUGAUGAUGAUGACAAUCCCAACACACCACCUCCAGAGACUUGCCAAUAUAGAGGUUAUCGUAACAAUGCCACUUCUGAGGAUCCGUAUGGCCUUUCAGCUGUCUACUGGCAUGUCUUUGCAGCCAGACUUGCAUUUGUUGUUGUAUUUGAACAUAUUGUGUUUGCGCUGACAGGAAUUAUGGCAUAUGCCAUACCAGAUAUUCCACAAGAGGUCCAAACUCAAGUGAAACGUGAGAAGCUUUUGGAGAAAGAGAGAAAGUAUGAAAUUGGCCUCAAAGCAGCAGGUUCUCCAAGUAAUUUUCGUGACAGAGAAGAUGGAAGUAAACUUCAAGGGAGAUUACAGCUGCCUCCACUUUUGCCUCCUGGGACAGCAAGAGAAUCAAACAACUGGUGGGCUCGGCGAGUGAGCAAAGUACGAGAUGUAUCAACAAGUCUUGCAGCUCUCAACAAAACAACCACUUAG
This is a messenger RNA of Schistocerca piceifrons (Central American locust), 3372 nucleotides long. Its product is annotated as anoctamin-4-like. Gene Ontology annotation, molecular function: protein dimerization activity; chloride channel activity. The transcript is spliced from 21 exons. Gene Ontology annotation, cellular component: plasma membrane. NCBI's taxonomy places the organism in Eukaryota, Metazoa, Arthropoda, Insecta, Orthoptera, Acrididae. Gene Ontology annotation, biological process: chloride transmembrane transport. Bases 1 to 3372 code for a protein of 1123 amino acids. The record is from RefSeq and is a predicted model, not a curated record.